CAAGUAUGUCUCAUCAACAUCCUCUCACGCCUAUCUCUCCCUGAAAGAUGGGUUGGACCCAUGUUUGUCUGCAAAUCAUGGUUCCAAGCUUGUAAGGAUCCCUACCUCAACACUCUCUUCGAUGUGGAAACUCAAUUUGAUUCGGUGACUGAGUUGCCUCGUUAUUGGAAACCUGAUUUUGAGCGUAAGAUUGAUUGUAUGCUUCGAUGUGUUGUCCUUUGGAGUGAUGGAUCUCUUCAUACUAUACGUGUUAGACACUGCUCUGAUUAUUCCCUCUCUAUCGUUGCUGAAAGGUGCCCAAAGCUUCAAGUUCUCUCUAUCAAAAGCUCUCCACAUGUAACUGAUGAAAUCAUGAGUAAUAUUGCCUCUCAAUGCCCCUUGCUCAGGGAACUUGAUAUCAGCUUCUGCUAUGAGAUAUCUCACAAGUCUCUGUCUACAAUAGGACAGCACUGCUCUAAUUUGCAAAUUCUGAGGCGAAAUUUUAUGAACUGGUUAGAUCCAUCGCAACAUGUACGUGUUGUCCCCAGGGAGUAUCUGGAUGCCUGUCCUCAAGAUGGUGAUUCGGAAGCUGCUGCUAUUGCGAAAUUUACGCCUCAACUGUUACAACUUGAACUCCAGUUCUCCAAGUUGACUAAUAAAGGUCUAACUUUGAUAUCUGAAGGGUGUACAAACCUUGAGUAUCUGGAUCUAUCUGGGUGUGCAAAUGUUACUGGCCGGGGAAUUUCCAGCGCCUCAUCGAAUCUGAAGAAGUUGAAAACCAUGAAGAAGCCUAACUUUUACAUCCCAAGGUCAGUAUUCCACACUGAGAGGUAUGGGCACUGGCAAUUGUAUGAUGAACGACUCCAGACAGAUGUUUUUCGCAUUUGAUCAGACAGAAUGGAGAGUGAAAAAUGUCUCUUUAAUUGUAUUGUGGUGGUCUCAAUUGUGUACCUGUAAAAAGGGUUAUGGUCAAAAUUCAAAUAGCUACUUUAUACUCUAUUUUUCUUUUUCUUUUUGAGACGGUAAACUCUUGAUAUACUUUAGAAUGCUGUGUCAUGUGCAUAGAACUCUAUGCAUGUUUUGUUAUUUGU
This is a messenger RNA of Lycium barbarum (goji berry), 1070 nucleotides long. Its product is annotated as F-box protein SKIP1-like. The annotation marks the transcript as partial. The transcript has a single exon. The record is from RefSeq and is a predicted model, not a curated record. Gene Ontology annotation, molecular function: protein binding. Lineage: Eukaryota; Viridiplantae; Streptophyta; Magnoliopsida; Solanales; Solanaceae.